Molecule: messenger RNA, 926 nt
Organism: Yamadazyma tenuis ATCC 10573
Lineage: Eukaryota; Fungi; Ascomycota; Pichiomycetes; Serinales; Debaryomycetaceae
Product: GSK family serine/threonine-protein kinase
Biological process (GO): protein phosphorylation; signal transduction
Cellular component (GO): cytoplasm
Molecular function (GO): protein serine/threonine/tyrosine kinase activity; protein serine/threonine kinase activity; ATP binding
Source: RefSeq, a predicted model, not a curated record
AUGGCGUCCAUUUUCCACAACAUCCGUAGCGGAAAACCCGAUGAUAUAAGUCUCAUCAAUUACGAGGAGCUAGAGCAGAAAUUCCACAUUCACAAGUACUAUCCCAAGUAUUUCCACAAUGAGCAAGCCUCUACUCCAGAUAUAAAAGAUCUCCUUUUUGAUAAACCGAUCUACUCCAAGGCUAACGAGCAUGUUAAGAACUGGGUCAACCCAGGCAUCCGGCAGACCUAUGAGACCGAGUUAGACUUGGAUAGUGGCAAGUUACAUAUCCGCAAAGAGAAUGUAGAACAGCAGAACCAAAAUCUCGGAGACCUCAAGCAAGAACGCAAACAACUCCGCGAGGACCAUAGACAAGAACGCAAGCAGUUGCACGAAGAGCAAAAGCAAGAACGCAGAAACUUACGAGAAGAGAGAAGAGGUCUGCGAGUAGAUCAACCGGACCCCAAGAAGGAUAAGCGGCGGGAGAAGCUUGAGAAUAAAUGGCUUAUGAAGGAAAGACUUCGGCUUAUCGAGUCGAAGCAAAAGCGAGACGACCCAGUAAUGUUCAAGAAUCCUUGGGGCAAUCAGGAGUCUCUUGAAAUGUAUAUCAAUACUCAGCAUAACCCAGAAACCGAGAGAAAGAAUAGUGUCACUCUGCGGUUGAUCAGCCUCAUGUCUAAUACUAGUGAUGAUUUGAAGUUGACCAAGACUAAUAGUUUUGACCAAACCAAGAGUGCAUUGACCAGCAAUAGAAAGAAGAGUUUAUUUCGAAAGAGAUACAGUGAACAACUAGGUACGUAUACUACUAAGCAUUCUAGGAAAGAGAGGGAAGAGACAAAAUGAAUGCCUCAAUUGACAAGAGAAGAUAACUGACAGAUUGGUGAAGACAAUUAUAUCCGUCUUUGUUUGCAGCAGCCAUCAUAUGGUGGCUGGACGAAUUUUCGCAU